AAGGGAGUAAAAUUUAGAGAAUAAAAUUUGAAGUUUCAUGAAUUGAAAUCUAAUUUAAACUCUAGUCAUCAUAUUUAAAGCAAUCAGUUUCAACCCAGUUGAAUCAACACUUUCGAUAAAGCAACAUUCAUUUUCAAAAUGGUUAGAUUUUGGAAAGAAGACUUUUCCCGGUCUUCUUCUUCCCUUGUCUGAUAGCUACUAAUCCCUAAACCUGCUGGGCAUCCUCCUCUCCCUUUCUAUCAUGCUCGUUCUGGAUUCUUCUAGCCGUUUUCCAAUUUCUCAGGGGUAAAAUCGGAAGAGAAUGAGGUCACCUCAGCCGAUGCUUCUGAACAUCGGCCUCAACACCCCUUCGCCGCGGCCUAGAAUCCAGUCGCCGUUCCAAUCCACCGUCCACGUGCAGAAGCUCCGCCGCGUCAACGUUCUGAUCCUCAUCCUCCGAUUCCUCGCCUUUUGCUUCUCCCUCGCCGCCGCCAUUUUCAUGUUUACGAAUUUUCGGGACUCCGGCUCGAAAUGGCAACACUACGAUGCCUUCAGAUUUGUAGCCUUUGCAAAUGCGAUUGUUGCUGUAUACUCGCUCCUCCAAGUCGGAGCUUCCGUUUGGGAGGUUUCGAGAGGCACCACCGUUUUCACCGAAAUCGUCCAGGUCUGGUUCGACUUCUGCCUCGAUCAGGUUUUCGCUUAUCUAUUACUGUCAAUUGACGCCGCCGGAGCGGCGUUCGCCCGGACGAUGAAGGAUGCGGGGACCUGCGCAGCCGAUAACGCCUUCUGCGUGCAGUCAUACAUCUCGAUCGCUCUGGGAUUUGCCGGGUUCGUAUUUUUGGGUUCGUCUUCCUUGCUUUCGGGUUUCCGGGUUGUCUGUUUCGUAAUCAACGGCUCUCGGUUUCGUCUCUAAAAACGGACGGUUUUCACAUUUCACCCGUUUGUUUGGGCUUUGAUUUGGGUCUGUGGCCUAGAUUUUAUGUAAUUUACUAACUUAUUUCAAUUUUAGUUUAGGCCGGCCCUUUUAGAAUUAAUUUUAUCUAGUCCAGUGUGUGAUUUUUUUAAAAUUUUUUUAAUGAUGUGUUAUUGUUAGUUCUAUUUAAUAUAUUCUUUCCUGACA
Messenger RNA from Ipomoea triloba (trilobed morning glory), 1099 nucleotides. RefSeq names its product CASP-like protein 4C1. The transcript is spliced from 3 exons. The coding region runs from base 302 to 892 and encodes 196 amino acids. The record is from RefSeq and is a predicted model, not a curated record. Lineage: Eukaryota; Viridiplantae; Streptophyta; Magnoliopsida; Solanales; Convolvulaceae.